Anastrepha ludens (Mexican fruit fly) is the source of this 2074-nucleotide messenger RNA. RefSeq lists its product as uncharacterized. Lineage: Eukaryota; Metazoa; Arthropoda; Insecta; Diptera; Tephritidae. The transcript is spliced from 7 exons. The record is from RefSeq and is a predicted model, not a curated record. Bases 97 to 1788 code for a protein of 563 amino acids.
AUGGCUCAUAUGUUUUUUGUUUUGAUAUAGCAAUCAGAUGUUUUUAUGCAGUAAAAAAUAGACAAAGUUCAUGGCCCAUUCGUUAGAUAUCUCGAAAUGAGUAGCAUUUUUUUCAUCCGCCCAAACAGAAUUCUACACACUUACAAAGCCUGUAGAAAUUCGAAGCUUGCACGUCUCCUCCAUUCUUCAGAAAAAAUAAUUCCUAUCCGCAAUUCGAAAUCCCUACGUUUUCGCUCUUACUUUGGAAUCGGCUUACUUGGAGUGUUUACAGGUUUUGUUGCGUAUGAUGGAGUUGUCAAUGAAUUUAUCUACUGUGGGGCCACAGUACGUUUUCUACGGUCACUUAAAACUGCUUUGAUGAUUGCAGUCGACUAUUUUCAGCUUGAGCAGCAUAAAAGUGAGCCUGACUUUGAGUCACAACUAAAAAAUAUACAUUUAAAGAGCGCUAAGCGUUUACUUGAGACGUGUUUGCUAAAUGGCGGUCUGUACAUUAAAAUGGGCCAAGGUGUCGCAGCUAUUAACCACAUUCUGCCGAAAGAAUACACAAGCACAUUGGAACAACUGCAAGACAAAUGCUUGCCUACCACAAAAGCCGAUGUGCAACGAGUUUUCUGGGAAGAUUUUGGUAAAAGCCCGGAAAGUAUUUACGAUGAAUUCGAUUACAAACCAAAAGCGGCGGCGAGUUUGGCACAAGUAUUUAAAGCCAAGUUGAAAAGUGGCGAGGAAGUAGCGGUGAAGGUGCAAUAUGGUGACUUGCAAAAACGUUUUACCAGUGACUUGGGAACCAUUAUGUUUCUACAAGAUGUCAUUGAAAUAUUUUUCAAAAACUACAAUUUUGGCUGGAUAUUACACGACUUGCGCCAAAACUUAGUGCAGGAACUAAAUUUCGAGAAUGAGGGACAAAAUGCCGAACGUUGCGCCAAGGAUCUUAAGAAAUUCAAAUAUGUGCACGUGCCACAUAUUUUCUGGGAAUGCACAAAACCGCGCGUACUAACCAUGGAAUGGGUUGAUGGAUUCAAAGUGAGUGAUGUUGAACGAAUACAACGCGAAAAACUCGAUUUAAAAGAUGUGGAUUUAAAGCUAUUCAAUAUGUUUGCGGAACAAAUAUUCCAUACAGGCUUUGUACAUGCUGACCCACAUCCAGGAAAUGUAUAUGUGCGCAAAAAUGCGAAAUCAGGACAAGCUGAACUGGUGCUAUUAGAUCACGGCCUAUACGAGUUCCUACCAGAAUCCGUGCGUUUGCCCCUCUGUGAGUUCUGGGAGGCGACGGUGUUGAGGGACGAAACAAAAAUGAAAUCGUCUGCUCAGCGAAUUGGCAUAGAGGAUCACAUGAAAUUUGCAGAAGUGCUGUUUCAACAGCCCAUACGCAUACAUGGCGGACGUAUUAAGACAAGGCUGAGUGAAAGUGAUAUCGAGUACAUUCAACAGGUGGCUAAGAAAAAUUUUGAACUAAUAAUGAGCACAUUAAAGGAAAUGCCGCGUAAUAUGCUUUUCGUUGUGAGGAACUUAAAUACAGUGCGGGCCAUUGGCCGUCAGCAUGGCGAUGUAGUGGAUAGACCGCGCACAAUGGCCCGAUAUGCACAACAUUGCAUUUACAGCAAAUACAAUUCAAUCCGCAGUUACAUAUUCUGGUUUUAUAGGCGUUUAAUAUUUGAAUAUAACCUUUGGUCCUCCUCAUUACGAUUAUCGUGCUUAGAGUUGUACCUGAACAUUUUAUACAAAUUAAAUCGCGCACCUGAAUCAGCACGCACGUUGCUAAGUGAUAUAGCAAAACAGGAUUACAAUUAAUAUAAAAUAAAUUAUAUACAUAUAUAUUGUUUUUUGUUACAGUGUUAGUGUACAUACCAUAUGUAAAAAGUUUAAUAAUAGUUGGGAUUUUUAGCUAAAUACGAAUAUAAGGUGAUUUAAUGCAAAGUAAACUAACAUCAUUUUUAUAAAAACAACAAUAUUUGACUAAGGUUUAUUUAUUUAGGACAUAAAAAUGUUAAUAAGAUCCUUAAGAAUUGAAUUUUUUAAUGUGUUAAUGUUUUUUAAUGUGUUUUGUUGAAAAAAUAUUUAUUUAAGGCCAAUACUC